Messenger RNA from Camellia sinensis, 1703 nucleotides. RefSeq names its product patatin-like protein 2. The record is from RefSeq and is a predicted model, not a curated record. Lineage: Eukaryota; Viridiplantae; Streptophyta; Magnoliopsida; Ericales; Theaceae. Gene Ontology annotation, molecular function: glycerophospholipase activity; monoacylglycerol lipase activity. Gene Ontology annotation, biological process: lipid metabolic process.
CAAUCCUCCAAUUGUUUGCACUGCAUAGUACAUAGUUACAUUUAUCAAUAACAGUUAAAUAAUGGCUGACCGAUUUAGCAAGAGGCAAGUCACUAGCAAGAGGCAAGUCACAAUACUUAGCAUUGAUGGAGGUGGUAUUAGGGGUGUCAUCCCUCUAGCAGUCCUCCAAUUCCUUGAACGUGAACUUGAGAUUCUGGAAAAUGGCAAUAAACAAAAACAAGAGGGAGAGGCAAGUAACAAGAAGGCGAGGCUUGCAGACUACUUUGAUGUAAUCGCAGGAACAAGUGCAGGAGCACUUAUCACAUCUUUGCUUGCUAUACCAUCACCGCGCACUGCAGAAGAAAUUAUUGAUUUGUUCUAUAAGGAAGGCCCUAAAAUCUUCAGCAAUCCAGGCGAUAUAAUAGAAGAAAAUUCCGAACAAGACACCACACCAACCAGUAUGUUAGGCAAAGCGGCCAACUGGUACUAUAAAAAAACAAAGAAGACUGUAAAGAAGACUGUAAAAGAGCUACGGGCAGGUCGUCUAAAAGUAAUAUAUGACAAUUGGAUGGAACCGAUCAGAGCAAUUCUUAACCCAGUUUACAAUGGGGAACGUCUUAAUGAGGUUGCUGAGAAAGUGUUGGGAAAAGAUACUCUGUUAAAGGACCUAUCAACCAAUAUUGUUAUCCCAACCUAUGAUGUCCAAAAAGAUUCUCCAGUUGUCUUCACUACUCGACUCGCCAAGGAUCAAAAUUGGAAGAUAAAAUUGAAAGAUGUAGUUGUCAGCUCAGCUUCUGCUCCAUAUUAUUUCCCUCCCAAUGAAUUUGAAGUUGACGGCAAACACUAUAAUCUCGUUGAUGGUGGUGUCGUCGCUAACGAUCCUACAAUGUUAGCCAUAAGAGAAGCAAGCAAGUUGUUUCCAGAAGCAGGGGACUACAGUAAUUAUCUAAUACUAUCACUUGGAACCGGAAAGGAAAAGCUUUCAGGUGGUAGGCCUCUUCUAACUGGUGCUGGAAUCUUUGAUUGGUUCUGUGGUUUAGAAUCCAUUAAGAAUCUCAGCCUGAAAAUUCCGCCGUUAGUGGAUAUGUUAUUUAGAGUCUCAGAGGACAUUACAGUUAUGAUGACUUCUUACACCCUCGGAGAACGUAAUCUCCGUAAUUACCUCAGAAUCCAGGAUUACGAAUUGAAGCCAGAGCAUGCUGCGAUUGACAAUGUGAAUCCGAAGAACAUUGAUGAUCUAAAACGUAUUGGUCGUGACCUUAUUUCCAGAUAUGUUGCAAUUCCUAACUCGGAAACUGGCUUGCCUAAAGUAAUAUUUAAAGAAGAUGAAAAGAACCAUUCCCCCAACAAUCUUCCCCCAAAAAAUCAAGAUGAGCUCAAAUGUUUUGCUAAAAGAUUGUACGAUGAAAGGAGACGUCGUAUGCUAUCUAAUUAAGAAGUGUUUGGCCUCAUUAAUAAUUUAGCUUUGGUGGCAAUUAUGGCACUGAUAUGUUUUAUGUUUAUGGUUUGCAUUGGAGUUCGUCGUGUUGGAUUCGUUUGACUCAAAGAAUAAGUGUUGGAUUCAUAUGACUCAAAGAGUCGUGUUGGAUUCAUUUAUCUCUAUAGCUACUAAUGAUGUUGGUUUGGUAUUUUUUUUAUUAUUUUAUUAUCAUAAAUAAAACGAGAGAGAGAGAUGGAUAACCUCUCUAUCAAUUGAAUGUCAAAAAUUCAUCUGUGUAACAAGA